This is a messenger RNA of Chenopodium quinoa (quinoa), 1305 nucleotides long. RefSeq lists its product as uncharacterized. The record is from RefSeq and is a predicted model, not a curated record. Lineage: Eukaryota; Viridiplantae; Streptophyta; Magnoliopsida; Caryophyllales; Amaranthaceae. The transcript has a single exon. Bases 1 to 1305 code for a protein of 434 amino acids.
AUGGUAGAAGUGCCAAAAAGGUUCAGCACACCCAACAUGGCCAUGUACAAUGGAACAACGGACCCUGAUGAGCACGUGUCCCUUUACAAGCAAAAGAUGAUGACGAGCUCAAUCCCUAGAGAGAUUAGAGAAGCCAUCAUGUGCAAAGGCUUUGGAUCCACGUUAUCAGGUCCAACCCUAACUUGGUUCAUUAAUUUAGAUAAUGGGACAAUUCGAUCUUUUGCAAGAAUGGUGAAUCUAUUCAAGAUUCAAUUUGCUAGUAGCAGAAAAAUCGAGAAGCAAUCCUCAGAUCUGUACCGUGUUGUGCAAAGACACGGAGAAUCCUUGAGGGACUAUCUUAACAGGUUCAACAGGGAGAAGAUUGGGAUACAAAAAUGCGAUGCUCCUACAACAAUCGAAUCAUUCAGAAGAGGUUUGCUAGACCAUAGUAAGAUCUACAAAGAGUUGACCAAAUAUCCCUGUACGACCUUCGAGGAUGUGCAAGCCAAAGCUAUGGCUCAAGUCAGAUUUGAAGAAGAUGUCUAUGCAAGAAAGACCCCAGAGCCGGAUCGCCAAUCAAGAAGGAACAACAACUUUCCCAGGAGAGACCAUCAAUUCAAACUGUAUCAGCGUUCCCGCUUUGAUGAAGGAUCAGUCAAUACUGUCGAGGAGAAAUUCUCAGAUUGCAGGGAAGAUCCUGAACUCCCACCUAAAUUGCAUGAAUAUUGUUUCAAUGUUAACCUUGCAGGAGUAAUUAGGAGCCUGAACAAGAUGGGAGACACCGUGCAGUGGCCUAGAAAGAGUGACAGGCCUGGAGAGAAAAAAGAUCCAUCAAGAUGGUGCGAUUUCCAUUCAGAUAUUGGCCAUACAACCGAUGAAUGCGUUGCGCUAAGAAAGGAGGUUGCUUACUUGUUGAAGAAAGGAUAUCUCAAAGAACUCCUAUCAGACAGAUCCGAGGCCCCAGGAAGGGAAAAAGAGUCCAUACAAGGUGGCCCCCCACCUCCUCCUCCCAUUGUCAAAACCAUCUGCUUCAUAUCAGGAGGUUUAGAAGUAUGCGGCCUAACAUACUCAGCAGCGAAGCAGCAUGCGAAAGAAAGCAACAAGGAUCAGUCUGACAGAAGGGAAAGGUCAAAAAUGGAGAUCCCUAUCAUGUUCGAAGAGAGCGAUGCAGUGGAAGGCCAUCAUGACGGCCUGGUAAUUUCGCUCCCAGUUGGAAACUAUAUGAUCAAGAGAAUCCUUGUUAACAAUGGAAGCUCUGCAAACAUCAUCAUGCUUGAUACCUUGAAGCACAUGAACAUCGAUGAAAAGAACAUCAUCAACAAGUAA